This is a messenger RNA of Plenodomus lingam JN3, 1113 nucleotides long. RefSeq lists its product as uncharacterized. The record is from RefSeq and is a predicted model, not a curated record. Gene Ontology annotation, biological process: steroid biosynthetic process. NCBI's taxonomy places the organism in Eukaryota, Fungi, Ascomycota, Dothideomycetes, Pleosporales, Leptosphaeriaceae. Gene Ontology annotation, molecular function: 3-beta-hydroxy-Delta5-steroid dehydrogenase (NAD+) activity.
AUGUCAGCACCAACUGAUAUACCCGCGCUCGGAAAGGUCCUCGUCGUCGGUGGCUGCGGCUUCCUGGGCUCGCACAUUGUCAGCCUCAUCGUCAAGCGCCAGCCCAGAGCACAGAUUGCCGUCCUGGACCUUCGGACAAACUCGAACCGCAACGCCAGCCCCAAUGUCUCCUACCACGAUGGCGACAUCACCGACUUGGAUGCGAUGAAGGCCAUCUUCUCGCAGAUCAAGCCCAAAGUCGUCAUCCACACGGCUUCGCCCCACUUUGAUCUCAAGCCCGACAUCCACGACAAGGUCAAUGUAGGCGGGACCAAGAACCUCCUUGCUGCGGCCCAGGAAGCAGGCGUACAGGCCUUUGUAUACACGAGCUCUGCAAGCGUCAUCCUCGAUCCUGCCCACGAACUCAUCAAUGCCGACGAGCGUUGGCCAUUGGUCACGGGCGACGCGCAGCCAGAAUACUACACCAGCACCAAGGCCUACGCCGAAACCGCUGUCCUUCAAGCGAACCGCACGCCCUCGACCUUUUUGACCUGCGCCAUCCGCCCCGCCGGCAUCUUCGGCGAAGGCGACGUCCAACUACUCCCGAAAAUGAUCUCCGCCGUGCGCAAAGGCCAAACAAAAUUCCAAGUCGGCGACAACACCAACCUCUUCGACUUCACCUACGUCGAAAACGUAGCCCACGCCCACCUCCUCGCCGCCUACGCCCUCCUCACCACCGCAAAAUCAAACACCGUUCCCCUCGACACCGAGCGCGUCGACGGUGAGCCCUUCUUCAUCACAAAUGGCGAGCCCACGUACUUUUGGGACUUUGCGCGCGCCGUCUGGCACGAGGCCGGCGACCGUCGUCCCUUGUCUGCCGUCUGGCAUUUGAGUGCGGAUACGGCGUGGACGAUUGGUGCAGUCCUCGAGUGGGCGUUUUGGCUCCUGGGCAAGAAGCCGAAUUUGACGCGCGCCCAGGUCAAGUACAGUAGUAUGAGUAAAUAUCAUAGCAUUCGCAAGGCGAGGCAGCGGUUGGGCUAUGAGCCGGUUGUGCCGCUAGAUGAGGGGAUUAGGAGGGGCGUGAGGUAUAUUCUCGAGCAGGAGAGGAGGGAGGGCGAGAAGAAGGGGCAGUGA